CGCGCAUCACGCUCUCAGUGCGGAAGCGCAGAGAGGAAACAGCAGAGAUCGCAGCUCUGGUGCCGCUCAGUUUGGACUCUAAAGGCGGAUAAAGCACCUUACAAUGUCGGGAUUUGACUCCAACCCGUUUGAAGAUCCAGUCGACGUCAAUCCCUUCCAGGAUCCGUCUGUCACGCAGGUGACCAGCUCUGGAAUCGAUCACAUUGACCAUUUCAGUCCGUUUCCUGAUGGCAACACGGUGACGGGAAGCACCAUCCCGGCCUCCAGCGGCCCGUCUCAGCCCGCCGUCCUGCAGCCGUCAGUGGAGCCCAGUCCACAGGCCACGGCUGCAGCUGCGCAGGCCAGUCUGCACAAACAGCAGGAGGAGCUGGAGAAGAAAGCAGCAGAGCUGGAGCGACGAGAACAAGAGCUGCAGAGCAGAGAGGUGCCGACAGGCAAACAGAACAACUGGCCUCCUCUUCCCAAAUUCUUUCCCAUCAAGCCUUGCUUUUACCAGGACUUCUCUGAGGAGAUCCCGCAGGAACAUCAGAGACUCUGCAAAAUGAUCUAUUACCUGUGGAUGUGGCAGUGUGUGACGCUGUUUCUGAAUGUUCUGGCUUGUCUAGCUGAGUUCACCACUAACUCAGAAGCAGGUGUGGACUUUGGCCUGUCCAUCCUCUGGUUCAUACUGUUCGCUCCCUGCUCCUUCCUCUGUUGGUUCAGACCUGUCUAUAAAGCCUUCAGGUCCGACAGCUCCUUCAAUUUCUUCUUCUUCUUCUUCAUUUUCUUGGCUCAGAUCGUCGUGUCUGUGAUUCAGAGCGUUGGCAUUCCUCGAUGGGGCAACAGCGGCUGGAUUAGUGCCAUAGCAGAGAUUGCCAAGAACAAAGCAGUGGGUGUCAUCAUGAUGGUGGUGGCGGCCUUCUUCACAGCCACUGCUGCACUGUCGAUCAUUUUACUGAAAAUGGUUCAUUCCCACUACCGUCGCACCGGCGCCAGUUUCCAGAAGGCACAGCAGGAAUUCUCCCAAGGUGUCAUCACGAACCGCACCUUCCAGACCGCAGCCGCCAGUGCAGCCACCACAGCCGCCCAAAGCUCUCUGCAGAGGAACUAGAACCAGAAAGCACCACCGAGAUCCUGCAUCUCUUCCCUCACUGUCCCGGCGGCACACACCGAACCCAAAGCCCAGCUCCGCUCACCUGCUUUGGUUCUGGACCUCGAUUUGGAUCGCAGAGGCACUACUUUCAAGUUUAAUUAUUUGUUUUGAAACAGAAGGUAUGAAGUUCAUCAGUGUGUUUGUAUAUUUGUAUGUGUGCAGAAAUUGUGUCCUGUAUCCUUUUUGACCUUGCUUAUGCUGUAUAUAAAGUAAUUUAAUAUUUCCCGUUAUCCAUAGUGGUACAGGAGUCUCUUUAAAUUAAAAAAAAAAUUAUUAUGAAGGAUCUCAAAGCAAUGAUUUUAAGUGUAUGUCAUGAGAGUCUAGACUCUAGAUGUUACAAUUAAGCAACAAUUUGAAAGAUUAUAGAGUUGUAAAUAAAAGCUUUCAUUCCUAUAUCAUUUGAUUUCCAGAAAACAUCAUGCAUUCUAUAUUAGUGCCAAA
Messenger RNA from Carassius carassius (crucian carp), 1573 nucleotides. RefSeq names its product secretory carrier membrane protein 2 (gene scamp2). Lineage: Eukaryota; Metazoa; Chordata; Actinopteri; Cypriniformes; Cyprinidae. Gene Ontology annotation, cellular component: recycling endosome membrane; trans-Golgi network membrane. The transcript is spliced from 9 exons. Gene Ontology annotation, biological process: protein transport. The coding region runs from base 104 to 1090 and encodes 328 amino acids. The record is from RefSeq and is a predicted model, not a curated record.